Messenger RNA from Debaryomyces hansenii CBS767, 1638 nucleotides. RefSeq lists its product as uncharacterized. Lineage: Eukaryota; Fungi; Ascomycota; Pichiomycetes; Serinales; Debaryomycetaceae. The record is from RefSeq and is a predicted model, not a curated record. The transcript has a single exon. The coding region runs from base 1 to 1638 and encodes 545 amino acids.
AUGGUGAAAUAUACCCAUGCCGAAGAGCUCAGAUUCAAGCUUCCUAUUGAAGAAACUUCUGCUGAUCUCAACUAUGCAAAAUACUUGGAUGAUCCAAACAACAACGGUGAGUUUGAUGAAUUGUUUUUACGCAAUGAUGCAUCACACGAACGACUGGGAAACAUUCAAAGUAUUACAAACAUGAAUCUAGGGAUUUUUGGACAAGUGGAAGGGCUCAGUUUGUUGGACGCGUUAGAUGUUAAUACUGAUAUAACAACCGCUGCGUUGCUUCGAGUUCAUCUAUUACGGAUUUCAAUGACGAUUUGGUUAUUUUUCCAUCUUGGACUUAUACAUUGGUUAGAAUGCUUUGGGAAUAUAUGUGAGUUAGUUCAUCAGUUCUUGUUUAUGUUAUGUUCCGAAGCAAAAGCACAAGCCAAAAAGCAGAAGUUUUCAAUAAGAGGCAUCGAUUAUGUUAUUGAGGCUGCCAAUUACCGCUACUAUAUUGUCGAACGAUUUCCACUUGUGUUGUGCCAGUUUUUAUGUAGAAAUUUAAUUUGCUAUAGUCCAUCUGGGCUUAAAGAAUUCCAAGAAUCAUUUCCCCUGGUUGACAAACUGUUGUUUCCGCAGAGUACAUGUCUAUUAUUAAAAAUCAAUGAUAAUUUGCUUGCAGCUCCACCCGAUAUUCCCCAACCGUAUUUGGACAAUGGAAAAGAAGUAAAAGUCCCCAGUAAAAGGGAAUAUCAACAUGUACUAUCCUUGAGAAACGAAUAUUUUACGCAGAAGAGAACUCAUCUUGCAGCCGAGAAGGUUAAAAUGUUGAGUGAGAUUGGAAGGUUUGUUACCUGGAAUUGUUUACUUCCUUCUAUUAAAUUUGUCGAUAUAUACGAGAGAUAUGGGUGUAUAUGGGAUGGGAAUAUUCUUACGGUUGAAGAGAAAUUAGAAACGUUGGGGGCCUCUAUAUUGAAUGAAUUAUGUUCGUUCACGAAUACAUGUUCGAAGGAUGAAUUGAACUAUUUGAAGAACAUAAUUCCAGAAAUUACGUUAUUUGAUAUUGCAACUGGAACAAAAUAUAUUGUUCAUGGAAAUGUUACUGAGGAUUUUGGAUAUGAAUUGGAAUUUCCCGACAGCUUGGAUAGUUCUACUUCCAACAAGAGAGUGUUGAUGGUUUACUUAAGCGACGGACGACUGAGAAAGGAAUUAAUGUUGAAUUAUGCUCUUCAGUCCAUAAGCAAAGAAAGAUUAGAUAUAGCCCCUCGAAUUUUACUUCCUUCUACUCCAGAUUUAGUAAUUGUUACAGGGAAAACUUACCAAAACCCUCUUCAAACAUACGGGUUUGCGUGUGCAGAUGAGGGCGGCUCAAGGUUGAUAUCGCCAUUAAUUUAUUCAAGACAAGGCAGAUUUGGGUUCAACCAGUUUUCAAGGUCAAUUUUUAGCUAUAUUUCGAAUAAUUCGACAUCUGUCUUAAGUACUGAAAAAACUGAAUCUGCCACAUGUAUUGAGAAUGGACCAGAUGCUGAUAGUCUUGCAACUACAAAUAAAAGUAUCUCGAGCUAUGUAAGUUUUCAAUCAAGCCAAUAUUUAACGAACCUCUUUAAACGAGUCAAAGGAUUAACCACAUUUGGUACUACUUCAGAUAAAGAAGUCGCGUUGGAAGAUUAG